AUGGCCUUGACACGAAGCUCACUCUCCAACAUCCCGACUUGUUUUGCCAGCUGCUCAAUUGGCUGCAAGUCCUCACAUACGCUCCCUAAAAAGCUCGAAGCGAUCGCUGCUGCUGGUUUCUCUGCAAUUGAGCUGUCUUUCCCGGAUAUCCUCUCCUUUGGGAGUCAACAUCUCGGCAAAGACAUUGACCCUUAUGACUACGACAGUCUAUGCAAAAUCGGGGAGGAAAUUCGAAAGCUAUGCCAGGAUCACGGUCUGAAGAUACUAAUCCUUCAGCCUUUUGCAAAUUUUGAGGGCUGGCCCAAGGGCUCCAAGGAGCGGGAGGAUGCCUUCACUCGCGCAAAGGGCUGGAUCAGGAUAAUGCAAGCCGUUGGUACCGAUAUGUUGCAGGUCGGGUCUACAGAUUCUCCCAACCUCAAGCCAUCCCAAGAAGAGGUCGCAGCCGACCUGCGAGAGCUGGCUGACCUUCUCGCACCUCAUAGCUUCCGCAUAGCAUAUGAAAACUGGUGUUGGUCUUCUCACGCGCCGGGAUGGCUAGAGGUGUGGCAAAUUGUCCAAAAAGUAGAUCGGCCGAACGUUGGCUUGUGCCUAGACACGUUCCAAACAGCGGGAGGCGAAUGGGCUGAUCCGACCACAUUAUCCGGCUUGAAUGAGCUCGAGGGUGAGCACCUCGGGGGUCGCGAGUUAUUGAGCGUGAUCUUCCAUGAAAGUCUCGAUAAACUCAGCAAGACCGUGCCAAAGGACAAGAUUUAUUUCCUCCAGAUCUCUGACGCAUAUAAGCCCAAGGAGCCAUUCGAGAAUAAAACCAUUGACGGUCUGCGCCCUCGCGGACGAUGGAGCCACGAUUUCCGACCUGUGCCAUUUAAUGGCGGCUACUUGCCCGUCGUGGACGUGGCCAAGGCUGUACUGAAGACUGGAUUUAGAGGAUAUUUCUCAAUGGAAGUUUUUGACGGCGGCCCAAACGGCAAAGGAAAGGACUACGAGCUGGAAGACUUUGCCAAAGAAGCCAUGGAGAGCCAUAAGAAGCUCCUUGACGCUUGUGCAGAGUAG
Messenger RNA from Xylona heveae TC161, 1050 nucleotides. RefSeq names its product xylose isomerase-like protein. Lineage: Eukaryota; Fungi; Ascomycota; Xylonomycetes; Xylonales; Xylonaceae. The record is from RefSeq and is a predicted model, not a curated record. The transcript is spliced from 2 exons. The coding region runs from base 1 to 1050 and encodes 349 amino acids.